AUGUGGAACAAAGUUGCACAGUUAGCCCUGGAUCAAAGCAAUUUUUUCAUAGCUCAAAGAUGUUUUGCUGCUCUUGGCGACUUUGCAAGGGCUCGAGCAGUUUUUGAAAUAAUGGAACUUGCGGAAAAAGCAGCAAAAGAAAUCGGAGGUGAUGGAACCCAAUCAUAUAAAGUGAGAGCAAAUGUUGCACAGUUAAGACGAAAGUUCAAGGAAGCGGAGAAGACUUAUUUGGAACAGAAUGCUGUGGAAGAAGCUAUUGAGAUGUAUCAAACUCUACACAAAUGGGAUGAAGCGCUGGAACUGGCAAAAGCUGUGGUAAUAAAACUCACGAUUAUUUUACAAUGCAUUUUUCAAAGCAAUAAUGGUGCUAAUAAGCAAAAUUUGCUCCGUUCUCGCUUCCACUCUUCCUCAAAAUUAGCCUCCCAAACGUGGGUCUUCCAAGCACGGACGAAGCUACGAAUAGGCAACUUAAAGCAACUGAUUUUUUGAGA
Strongylus vulgaris is the source of this 491-nucleotide messenger RNA. The record is from the annotation of a GenBank genome assembly. Lineage: Eukaryota; Metazoa; Nematoda; Chromadorea; Rhabditida; Strongylidae.